AUGCGCGGCCAAUUUUCUCUCACUGCAGUUGCAGCUGUCACGGCAUCAGUGUCUGGUGCCAUUGUUCCUAUCGCGGAGCUCCGUGGUAGUGCUGGUGUGCCUGCGGAAGAAGCUAGGAUCAGUUUACCUCCGUGGUUCUUGAGUUUGGCAUCAGAGCUUGAUGUGAUCGCGCCAACUGAUACCAGUUCUGUUCUGGCUCCAUCCAGCGUCCCGGGUUCGGAUAGUUCGUCUACUUUUCCGACUGUGUCUAUCGAACCAAGUCCAGCCUCAGUUCAGUCACCCUCGGUUGACCAAACACCUCUACCCACCCAAUCGUCUCCCCCAGUUCCAUCAAGCUCAACCGAGCCUCUGAGUAGUGCGAGCCCGACAACCCCUGCUGCUCCAUCAGAUGCUCCAACAGUCAAGACGUGUCCUGGUCCCGCUCAACAGUCUCAAGACGUUUAUUGGCUCCAUGCUCAAGAUCACAAUGGCGCGGGUGCUGGAUAUGCACCUUUCACGAGCGAACCCAACAAGUAUCCUGUGUUUCGCAACGUGAUGGACUACGCCGUUGUCAAUGACGGCUCCGGUGACCAAACAGCUCGCUUGCAAAAAGCAAUCGAUGAUGAUGGCGAUGGAGGUAGCCGAAAAGGAAGUGGCGUCACUCGAAAUCCGGCCGAAGUUUUUCUACCCGGGGGUGUCUAUCAACUUGGUAGCACGCUGACGCUGACUGUCGGUACCAUCAUUGUUGGUGACCCAAGCCACCCCCCCAUCCUCAGAGCCGCGCCCAAUUUCCAGGGAGAGUUCCUCAUCAUGGGGUAUGACAAAAUGAACGGCAAUCCGGAGACUAGUUUUAUGAUGCUGGUCAAAAACGUGGUUUUGGACACCUCUGCCGUGCCCCCGAGCCAGUCAAUUACUGCAUUGCAAUGGGGUGUCGCGCAAGGUGCUGGGUUGACCAACAUCCAAGUCCGGAUGCCCACUGGAGCCAGUCGACACACGGGUAUCAAUAUCGUUGCUGGCUCGACGAUCGCAGUGACUGACGUGGUAAGUUUAAGACACCUUCAGCAAUCAGAUAAUGUCGACUAA
Molecule: messenger RNA, 1062 nt
Organism: Penicillium brasilianum
Lineage: Eukaryota; Fungi; Ascomycota; Eurotiomycetes; Eurotiales; Aspergillaceae
Source: the annotation of a GenBank genome assembly